Lottia gigantea (owl limpet) is the source of this 1049-nucleotide messenger RNA. RefSeq lists its product as hypothetical. Bases 1 to 570 code for a protein of 189 amino acids. The transcript has 4 exons. NCBI's taxonomy places the organism in Eukaryota, Metazoa, Mollusca, Gastropoda, Lottiidae. The record is from RefSeq and is a predicted model, not a curated record.
AUGGUGACUAUUCUCGUUGUUAUAAAUGUACAACAAUAUGGUGACUAUUCUCGUUGUUAUAAAUGUGACAAUAUGGUGACUAUUCUCGUUGUUAUAAAUGUACAACAAUAUGGUGACUAUUCUCGAUGUUAUAAAUUUUAUAUUAAGGAAGUACGUAGAGAGAAUGACCACGUUGUAUUGGCUUAUGUUCCUGAAUUGAAUGAAUUGGUACAUGCUUCAACAUGGGAGGCCUCUGUAUACAGAUUUGAGAGAACGAUUUUAGAGUCGUCAUUACAAGAACAAGAGAAACGAAUCAGAGAAGAUUUAGAGACUUUUGCUGCCAAAUUGAAGGAAUAUAGUAUCGGUGGUAAGGUAAGGAGUAUAGUGGCAAAAAAUGCAGGAGAGGGCAUUAUUAAGGCAGUUGAAGAAGAAAAGGCAGAGUUAGUGGUUGUUGGUAGUCGUGGUAAAGGUACUCUGAGAAGAACAUUCAUGGGUAGUGUCAGUGAUUAUGUUGUACAUCACGCUGAUGUCCCAGUUCUGGUGGUCCGACACGAAGAUGAUAAACACCAUCACCAUAAACAUAAAGAAUAAACAUCAACCCCCUUUGAACAAAUUUGAUGACCCACUUUCAAUCUGAAGAUUUGCACUACAACAUUUGCAGUCAUAACGUCUUUGGACGCACAUUUGGGUCUGACUCCAUCAUUGGAAAGCAGAGUCUUCAAAUAAAACAUUCCUUAAUAUUCUAUUUUUUAUAUGCAUCAUUUUAAUAUAUCCAUUUUAAUGACUAACAUUUAUUAUCGUAUAAUAAGAUUUGAUUUGAAUAUCUUGAAAUAUGAAGAUGUGAUAUAGUAGCAUUGUAAUAAUUACCCCCGAUUAUAUUAGAUUUUAUCCCCUAAUUAUAUUGGUUAAAAUUCCUAAUGGCCACAGUUGAGAUAAAUUCAAAUUAAUAUGCGUACUUCAAUUUGUGCGUGUUUAGUGUAUAUGUAAAUGUAAGAAUAUUUGUUUUUAAAUGGAGAUUUUUAUAUAUUUGUAUUUAUGUUAUAGAAUUAAAUAAAUCAGAUUAAAUAACG